Messenger RNA from Anopheles coluzzii, 3692 nucleotides. RefSeq names its product synaptotagmin 1. Gene Ontology annotation, biological process: synaptic vesicle endocytosis; regulation of calcium ion-dependent exocytosis; cellular response to calcium ion. Lineage: Eukaryota; Metazoa; Arthropoda; Insecta; Diptera; Culicidae. The coding region runs from base 217 to 1563 and encodes 448 amino acids. The transcript is spliced from 9 exons. The record is from RefSeq and is a predicted model, not a curated record. Gene Ontology annotation, cellular component: axon; dense core granule; synaptic vesicle membrane. Gene Ontology annotation, molecular function: clathrin binding; calcium ion binding; phosphatidylserine binding.
UUUCUCAUUCAUGUUCAAUAGCUACCAUCUUGAGGAUGUGAAAAUUUUGCUCUUUCAAGUUUUCCAAGUUCCAAGUGAAUGGUACUUACACUGCUGAAGUGAAAAGAACUAUUUCUUUCCCGUGAUAGUAGUACGAUGAUAGUUUAAGCGUGCAACAGUGAAAGGAGUGAAGCGUUAGCAAGAAACAAACGUGCAAGUUUGAAGGAAAAGCUAAAAAUGGCUCCCAAUUCUCGUUUGUGGAAGAGAGAGGCCGAGGUGGAGUCUGAUGCGGCAAAGCUUGCGGAUGUAGCCAGUACACUAGCUACAAAAAUAUUCGGACACAAGCAAAAGCACCACACGACCACUACGGAGUCUGAGCUUGACGCUGAGGAAAAUGAGGAUUUCAGCACGGCAACGCCAACCAAAGGCGAGGCGGAAAAGCUGGGAGACAAGGCGGCCGAGAUGACGGAGGCGUUAGCCCACGAGAUGGGCAUCCCGACGUGGGGGCUCGUGUCUAUCAUCAUCGUCGUAGUACUGAUAAUUUUGGGCAUUUGCGGUUUCUGCAUCCGUCGCUGCUUCCGAAAGAGACGAUCCAAAGAUGGCAAGAAGGGCAUGAAAGGCGUUGAUUUGAAAUCGGUACAAUUAUUAGGUUCAGCAUACAAAGAAAAGGUACAACCUGAUAUGGAAGAGCUUACCGAAAAUGCCGAAGAAGGAGAUGAAGGUGAAAGCAAACAGAGCGAGCAAAAGUUAGGCAAGCUGCAGUACAAGUUGGAAUAUGAUUUCAACUCGAAUGCUCUCACCGUAACCGUCAUACAAGCGGAGGAACUUCCCGCCCUGGAUAUGGGAGGUACUUCUGAUCCUUACGUCAAAGUGUACCUAUUACCUGACAAAAAGAAGAAAUUCGAAACGAAAGUUCACCGUAAAACGCUGAAUCCAGUGUUUAACGAAUCAUUUACCUUCAAGAGUCUCCCAUAUGCAGAAGCAAUGAACAAGACGCUGGUGUUUGCCAUUUUUGACUUUGAUCGCUUUUCCAAACAUGACCAAAUAGGAGAGGUAAAGGUACCGCUUUGCCAGAUUGAUUUGGCACAAACGAUUGAAGAAUGGAGAGAAUUGCAGAGCGUUGAGGGUGAAGGUGGACAGGAAAAUAAGUUGGGAGACAUUUGCUUCUCAUUGCGCUAUGUACCCACUGCAGGUAAAUUAACUGUCGUUAUCUUGGAAGCGAAAAAUCUCAAAAAGAUGGAUGUUGGCGGUUUAUCAGAUCCAUACGUCAAGAUAGCCCUGAUGCAGAAUGGAAAGCGUUUGAAAAAGAAAAAGACUAGUAUCAAAAAAUGUACACUAAACCCCUACUACAAUGAGUCGUUCUCAUUUGAAGUUCCUUUCGAACAAAUACAAAAAGUAAAUCUUGUCGUAACGGUAGUGGAUUAUGAUCGCAUCGGCACCUCCGAACCAAUUGGAAAGGUUGUUCUAGGCUACAAUGCAAGCGGCACGGAGCUACGUCACUGGUCGGACAUGCUGGCCUCCCCCAGGCGCCCGAUAGCGCAGUGGCACACGCUGAAAGAUCCGGACGAUGACAAGAAGGAUUAAGCCGGCUACUAAUCAACGAGCAACUAAGGAUGAUGAUCCCGGACGAGGACGGUGCGGCGCGGUAUUAUUAUCAGCUGGGGAUUAUAACACCCAAAUCGGAAGGAAAGGUUGGCAACCCGGGCAUGUUGCACAUGUUCCAUCACAUGUUACAACCAGUUGCGCUGUAAAAUAACCUUUCCAAAGAGUCGACAAGAGAGAGGUAUUCCAUUUUGCACAAUUUUGGCUCUGUGUUAACUUUCGAACAUAAACUAUUCCUAUACACAUAUUGCACACCCCUUUCUUUCUUGCGUUUUUGACGAUACCGAGGAGGAGGGAGAGAUCAUUGAGUAAUGUAAUGUGAGGCUAUUUUACAACGGAUGAUUCGUAGAAAGAGUAUUAUAUAUAUACAUACAUAUAUAUUGUGUAGUAUUGUCAAACUGACUGCACACGCACCUAUUUAUGUAAAUUUUUGUUUCCCUCCGCUACUCAUACUACUCAUAACAUCUCAUCCCUACUGUCUCACCCCAAAAGCGAACUAAUCAAGUAAUGGAUGGCGCAUCAAUCAAUCAUUCUAGCAAGAAGUCUUUUUGAUUUGCCAUGAUAGUAAGAUGAAAAGAGCACCACCCCGUGGUCAGCAGUAAAACAAUAGGUAGAUAAAUUGCAAAGCUAAAUGAAACUGGACGUCUUGUUUUAAUCAAUAGACACUUCAACCAUCAACCAACCAAAAACCUUUCAUUUCAGUGAUCAGAAAACCAGUUCAAUUAAUUUCAAUACAAUCUUGUGUCCCUUAAACUCAAACUAAAAAACAAACCAUUUUGCAUAAUACUUGUUAUGCAGUUUAGUUUUCACGGUUUUUCACGACCUUAUCUUGUUUGAUCAUCAUAAUCUAAAAGAAAAAACAUAAACGUUGUCUGUUUAGUUAAUCUAUCUAACUCAUUUAACGUAUCUAAAAACAUAUGCACAGCGCAGAAGAGCAGUGCAUUUAUUAUGAGCAUUAAAAAAAAAAUACAUACGUUAACGAAUAUCUGAAAAGACGUAAGAAAGAAGACAAUGCAAAAGUAGAUUGCAAAAGCAAACUAAAAAACACACACACACAUAGUUUCAUCGCAUCCAAAUAAGAUGGAAAACGAAAUAGAUUAAUGUCAGUCGCGAAGACAGGGGAGAAGAAGGAAAGGGUACCGUCUGUAUUUCUUGUUGAAUAAUAUAAAGCUAUUGACCUAUUUAUUGUUAAAUAAAUAAUCUAACUAAACAUAUAUUAGGCAUAUAUAACCAUUAAAAAGUUGAUAAUAUCUGAGCAAACAUAAGCAGGCAAAGGCAAAGGCAAAGGCAAAGCAAAGGGCAGUAUUUGUACAAGAAUAAUAUCAGUUCAGAUUGUACGGCAGUAUAGUAUUUGCAUAAAUUAAUAUACCAUUCCAUGUAGGCGGCAGCGUAAAUGUGUACGAAGAAAUGCAAGUUUUAUUAAACAUUUCCAUAGUAUUUUUCCGUUUGUUUGUGUCGGUUUUAUUUACUGUUAACAGUUGUUAGUUCUUUUGUCUCUGCGUCACAGAGAGAUAGAGACACGACGAAGAUUUCCUAUAUCUGUGUAACCACCACCAUCUAACUGAACGUUUUAAAACAGCAUUUAAAGAUUGUAGGGCGUUUCAUCCCGUCAUCUGAUGAUGGUUGAAAACCGUUAGGAAAAGCUAGAAGAUUAUUGCGUGUUCAAUACUACGGCUAUUGUAAGGGAAGGUGGUGAAAAGAAAGAAUAUUUAAAUGAAUAUUAUUGGUUUUCGGCGUUCUGAUUACAUUACUAAGAUUCGAAAGCAAGAGCAGAAGAGCAGCAGAAAACAUUAUUAAAAAAGGGAUCCAAUUUCCAACCACUAACAACACACAGCAGUUUAUGAAUAAUAGCGAGACUCUUAUAGUGCGAGCAGAAGAUAGAAAGCGGCUUUUACCAACAUAAAUACCGAUAAAAAACAAAGAAAACAAAACAAACAUCUGAAAAAACACUAAACAAGUUGAACGAAAGUAAGCAGAUCUUUAAAAAUAUAACAAUAAUUAGACAUGUAUAAGAUAACCUUUACCUAUCAAGAACGCAUUGCGAGAGUAUGUAUAUUAAGAUAUUGUAAAUCAAACGCUAAUAAAGUAUUGAAGUGUAAAUUACCAGAUUA